CGUUUUAAUCAUAUUUGUCAGCAACACUGUCAGCAGAGAUCAAACUAUAAAAACCCAAAUUCAUAGUUUGACUUUGCCUUGCCUAAUCCAAAUGACAGACGGCGAGGGAGGGAGGAAGAGAGAGAGAGAGAGAACACACACGUGCAUACACAGAGCUUAGGCAAGUGUGUUUCUGUGUUUUCUUCCCUCUGUCAAAGGUGAAUCUUGAGGAUGCAAGGCCCAAUGUCAAAUAGUGCAGUUCUUAUACCUGAAUUCUUGAGAUGUUCCCAUAAUGGAGUUAGAAAUCAUUACAAAUCUUACAAAAUUUCUGCAUAUUGGACAAUGAAAAUGGAUUCUAGAUCUUCUCAGACAGGAAGAAAGAAGGAAGAACUCCCAAUAGAGAUGCCAAAACUAUUGAUCCCCCAAUUUGAAACUCCAAGGCCAUCCACUAAUCUCCAGUUCGACAGACUCCAACCAUCAGACCAAGAGUUGAUUCCAGAAAAAGGAAUGGAGUUUGGACAAUUUGUAGCCCGAGAGGCGGUGCUUGAUGAAGAAUACUGGACAGCUGCAUGGCUGCGAGCAGAAAGCCACUGGGAGAAUCGACCAAAUGAAAAGUAUGCAUAUAACUACAAGAAGAAAUUUGCUGAGCAGGAGUUCAAUGUGUUAAAAAGGCAAAGCAAAAGGCAACAUGGGCAGAAAUGCAGCUGCAUUGUAAUGGUGAAAGGGAGCAAAAGGAAUGUAAAGCUCACUGUCCUGAAGAGCAUUGUUGGAACACUGGAUCUGAGCAUCCGAUACUUGUUGAAUGGAGAGACAUUUCCUGGGGAACGGGUGAAGGCCCCUCUCUUCUGCAGCAUCAGCAAAACAGACCAAAAAAGGUAUGGUUAUGUUGCAAACUUAUGUGUUGCUAAAUCAGCACGACGACAAGGUAUUGCAAGCAACAUGUUGCAUUUUGCUAUUCAGAUGGCCAAAUCAAAUGAUUUGGAAAAUGUUUUUGUGCAUGUGCAUAGAAGCAAUAGACCUGCACAGAAACUGUAUGAGAAGAUGGGCUUUAAGAUGGUCAACAUGGAAAGCCCUCAAUUGUUAGAAGAGCAUACUUAACAAAAAAAUUUGGGUAGUUUUUUUUUUUUUUGGGGGGGGGGGGGGGGGGGGGGGGGGGGGGAAGGAGGGAGGGGGAGAGUUGGGAGCAAGAAAAAGCAGUACGGAUGCACAACACAAUGCUGAUUGAAAUGGCAGAAACAAUUACACCUUGUUUUAUAGCCAAAACCUUCAAGGAGAUGAUUCCGCUAUGAGGAAGCUCAGAGCUGCAAACAGUCAACCAUAACAAUGAGUCCAGGGCUGCACAACAAGGAAAACCAAAUGUUAAAAAUGCAAAAGCAUAGAUAAUGUUUAGAAGCAAGAAUCACUUAACACAAAAGCUCUAUUCUGUAAUCUCUCACCAGUUACUUCUUACGAAUAACAUUAUUGCAUACAACUUUAAAUCACAUUCAUUACAUUAUCUAUUAAA
Messenger RNA from Malania oleifera, 1483 nucleotides. RefSeq names its product GCN5-related N-acetyltransferase 6, chloroplastic. The record is from RefSeq and is a predicted model, not a curated record. NCBI's taxonomy places the organism in Eukaryota, Viridiplantae, Streptophyta, Magnoliopsida, Santalales, Ximeniaceae. The coding region runs from base 211 to 1077 and encodes 288 amino acids. The transcript has 9 exons. Gene Ontology annotation, molecular function: acyltransferase activity, transferring groups other than amino-acyl groups.